AUGACUGGAAAGCUAACAGUAUCGGUUCAUGAUGAUGUUCAUAAUCAGAAUGCUGACGAUAUUCAGUACGAUUUAUGGCGCAUUAAUGAUAAUUCAAAUCGUGUUAAUAUUAAACACGAUACAAUAAUAGCCAAUAGUAAUCCACAUGUAUUGGUUCAAGCAAAUACAGUGGAUGAACUCGGUUUGUUUGAAAUCAUUCUUUAUAUUAAAGAUUAUUUUGAAAGUUUUAAUGAAAACAUUCACGUACAAGAUAGUCGAAUAAUUAUUGCAUUCGGUAUGAACAACCUCAAUCGAGAUCAUCAUUUACGCAUUUUUAUCAGACCAGAUCGUUAUUGGUGUACUCUCUAG
Rotaria socialis is the source of this 348-nucleotide messenger RNA. The record is from the annotation of a GenBank genome assembly. NCBI's taxonomy places the organism in Eukaryota, Metazoa, Rotifera, Eurotatoria, Philodinida, Philodinidae.